AUGAAAUACAGAAGAAGUUUAAAAGCAGUCCAACAGCAAAAUAUUUUCGCAGCAGUAAUACGACAAUUUCUAGGUUAUCACAAGAGUAAUAAUGCUACCAUCUAUCCACCAUCAAAUGUUCGAGUUCAAGCAACCUCAAAUACAUCAGCUGUAGUACAGUGGGAUUUGGAUAAUGGUAGGAAUGUAGACGGCUUUGUGAUACGGUAUAUACAUGAACCGGUAUCCGGACAACGAGAUAACGAACGCUGGAAAACAAUUACGAUUAUGAAUCCAUCUGCUAGACAUUUGCAUAUCUCACAGCUUACAGCACAUAAACCAUAUGCUUUUUGUGUUUUGGCUAUUCGGCAAAAUAGACAAGGAACCUGUUCGGAUCCACCAACAACGAUCGAUCGUUUGCAAGCAACACAUAUGGUAUCAAAUUUAUUAAUAGCCUGGAAAACGAGUAAUUCGGUGAUGCUUCGUUGGGAAUAUACCGGUCCACAACCUGUUGGUUUUUAUGUCAAUCAAACAGGUCGAAAAGAUUAUUUGGAUCAAAAUUUGCAAUUAAAAGGAAUGAUUUCACCGGGAUUUCGUCAAGAUCUUGAUGGUCAUCAACGAGAAUAUUUAUGGACAACAUUACGACCCUAUAUGGAAUAUACAUUUCAUGUUGGCGUACGUGAAUUGCCACCCGGUGGUAGGGAAUAUUGGCCACGAGAAGUAAUUGUUCGAACAGAUCCCACGGGACCACCAUUUGUUGAUGUACCCGAAUUUAUUACUUCAAAUUCAGCAAACACCGCUCUUAUUCGAUUGAAAUGUGCUAGUGAAGAAUAUGGACCAAUCAGUCAUUAUUGGCUUAUUGUUUUACCGGGAAAUUUUACUCAAGAUGAUGUAUUAAAUUUGGAUUCAACAUCACUCCAAAGAAGUACGACAAUGAUGCGACCAAAUCAAAACAAAAAUUAUUACGGGAAAACUUCUAAGAAAGUUCGCAAAGUAAACAGAGAACAAGACUACAAAGGGCGCUAUUUGCAUGAACCUUUUACUCUUCGAGGUGCAUAUAUAGCAGCAGGUAUACCGGUACAUGAAAUGCAACAAAUACAACGAAGUGAUCAAUUAUUUGCACUUGGUGAUGGACGGAUGUAUGAUGGUUAUGACAAUUGGCCCUUAAAUAGUAACACUAAGUAUCGUUUAAUGAUGCGAGCAUUUGCCCGUGAUGAUAUAUCCAGAAAUUCGGAUUAUCCGUUUGAAUUUCGUGCUCCAAUUCAAGAACCAUUAGCGAAACGUUAUUCGGAUUCAAUGCUUAGUGAACCAUUUUCCACCAAAGCUGCUGCACAUAUUCGUGAUGCUAAAACAUCUAAUUUAUGGCUAAUUGCGCCAAUUAUUGCAAUUUUAAUUAUUGCAAUUAUCCUUGGAAUGCUUAUCAUUUGGUGGCUUCGUUGUAAUCGUCGAAAUAAUCGACAUAAAACUUCUCACCAUGGUUCCAUUUCAAAGAUUGCCUUAACUAGUAAUACAAUUCCAAGCGAAACAUCAAAAUUGCUUGUUUCCGGUGAUGUUUAUGGUCGUCAUAUAGUUAAUCCUUAUGAUCAGAUGAAUGGAAAUGGUGGUUGUACGAUGGAUACUGCAAUGGAUAUGUAUCCAUUACAUCAAAGUCAUAUGAGUAGCGGAACAUACAAUCCUUUACCUGUACCAAUGUCAAUACUACCUUCAAGUGGUGGCGCUGUUGGUGGUCAUUCUCUUACUCAUCUACCAAUUCCUAUCUCUGAACUUGCUGCGCAUAUUGAUAAGUUGAAAAUGAAUAAUAAUGCCUUAUUCUCACAGGAAUAUGAAAGUAUUGAAACUGGUCAACAUUUUACUUGGGAAAAUUCGAGUCUACCAAUAAAUAAAAUGAAAAAUCGAUAUGCAAAUGUGGUUGCAUAUGAUCAUUCACGUGUUAUCCUUAGUAUCAUUGAUGAUAUUGAGGGUAGUGAUUACAUUAAUGCGAAUUAUAUUGAUGGUUAUGAAAAGCCAAAAGCAUACAUUGCAACACAAGGACCAUUACCGGAAACAUUUGCGGAUUUUUGGCGAAUGGUUUGGGAAGAAAAUACGGUAACAAUAGUAAUGUUGACAAAAUUAGAGGAACGAUCACGAUUAAAAUGUAACCAAUAUUGGCCUGCUAGAGGAUCAUCUUAUUAUGGUCAUAUUCAGGUGACAUUAUUGGAUACGCUAGAGCUGGCACACUAUACAAUUCGGACAUUUCGCUUACAAUAUCGAAGUGGUGGUAAAGUACGGGAAAUACGACAUUUACAGUAUACUGCAUGGCCGGAUCAUGGUGUUCCUGAUCAUCCCACACCUUUCUUGAUGUUUUUGAAGAGAGUGAAAACAUUAAAUCGUCCGGAUGCUGGUCCAAUCAUAUCACAUUGCAGUGCUGGAAUUGGCCGAACAGGUGCCUUUAUCGUAAUUGAUUGUAUGUUGGAGCGAUUACGAUAUGAAAAUACUGUGGAUAUUUAUGGUUGUGUUACAGCAUUACGAUCACAACGAUCUUAUAUGGUUCAGACCGAUGACCAAUACAUUUUUAUCCAUGAUGCAGUACUGGAUGCGGUACAAUCCGGUUCAACAGAAGUGCCUGCUAGCAAAUUAUACACCCAUGUACAAGCUUUAUUACAAAUUCAACCGAUUGAUCAGGUUUCAGCUAUGGAACUUGAAUUUAGGCAUUUGGCAACAAUGAAAAUGUCAAAUUCCCGAUGUAGUAUUGCAAAUUUAUCAAUUAAUCGACCAAAAAAUCGUUUAAUUAAUAUGGUACCGUAUGAUUCAUCACGUGUUAUUCUACGUUCAAUUCCGGGUGAAGAAGGCUCUGAUUAUAUCAAUGCUUCUUGGAUUGAUGGUUAUAGGCAGCGUAGCGCUUAUAUUGCAACACAAGGUCCAAUGCCUUAUACAGUAAAUGAUUUUUGGCGAAUGAUUUGGGAGCAUGAAUCAUCAAUUAUUGUAAUGCUUGUUCGUACAAUGGAAACAUGUCGAGAAAAAUGUUAUGAGUAUUGGCCAGCUGAAUUGGGUGCACAAUUUGGAUAUUUGGUAGUGGAACCGAUUGCUGAAUAUAAUAUGUCACAGUAUGUAUUGCGUGAAUUUCGUAUCACCGAUACAGAGUCUGGCCAAACAAAAACAUUGAGACAUUUCCAAUACGUUGAAUGGCCUGACCAUUGUCCACCAAAAUCUGCUGAGCUAUUCAUCGAUUUCAUUCAUCAAGUACAUCGGACAAAAACACAAUUUGGUGUGGAUGGUCCAAUUACGGUGCAUUGCUCAACAGGUGCGGGACGUACCGGAGUUUUCAUUGCACUUAGUAUAAUUAUUGAUCGAAUGAAGUUAGAACAUGUAGUUGACGUGUUUACAACGGUGAAAUUACUCCGAACCGAACGUCAAAAUAUGGUUCAGGAUAAAGAUCAAUAUCAUUUUUGUUAUCAGGCUGCUCUUGAAUUCCUAGCCACUUAUGAUAAUCCAUAUCAAAUGUCUUAA
Molecule: messenger RNA, 3462 nt
Organism: Loa loa (African eye worm)
Lineage: Eukaryota; Metazoa; Nematoda; Chromadorea; Rhabditida; Onchocercidae
Product: fibronectin type III domain-containing protein
Exons: 20
Coding region: 1-3462 (1153 amino acids)
Biological process (GO): protein dephosphorylation
Molecular function (GO): protein tyrosine phosphatase activity; protein binding
Source: RefSeq, a predicted model, not a curated record